AUGGAUUCUCAUGCGAUUAUCAACUGCACCGUCACACCCAGCAUGACAUUUACAAAGACGUCCCAGAAGUUUGGUCAGUGGGCCGACAGCAGGGCCAACACUGUGUACGGUCUGGGCUUUGCUACAGAGCAGCAGCUGCACCAGUUUGCAGAGAAGUUUAAGGAGGUGAAAGAUGCAGCUCGUCUGGCACGAGAAAAGUCACAGGAUAAAGAACUGGCCAACACAGCCCUAACCAUCGCUGCUCCUCAGUUCUCACAGGACCUCUCGGAUGAACUCCAGUCUCCACCGGUGAUGUGUGUGAACGGACCAGAGGACAAGCUGUUCCGCAGCCAAAGCGCAGACAUCACCCUGUCUUCUGAGAAGGAGCGCAUUAAAAAGAUGCUCUCUGAAGGGUCUAUUUGUGAGAUGAACCUGGAAGCUGAGCUCUUCACUCUGCAGGACAGCAACUCCAAGUUGGUGGCAGCUUUGCAUGAGGCCAAUGCUAAUGUGGAGCAGUGGAAAAAACAGCUGGCAGCAUAUCAGGAGGAGACAGACAGGCUCAGAGACCAGGUGGCAGACUUGGAGGCCCAUGGAGGCCAUGGCCCCAGUGACCUGCUGAAGGAUGAGCUGACCCAGUCUCUGGAGGAGCUGGAGGCCCUGCUGAAGGCCAAAGAUGAGGAAAUUCACAUUUUGCAAAGCAAAAAAGUAGAGUACCAUGAGAUGGAACAUGAUAGGGAUGAGGCCAUACACAGACUGCAGGACAUGGAGAUGCGUAACUCGGACUUAGAGCGGCGCAUCCAGAACACAGAGCAAAACUUAAAUAACUCUCUGGAGGACAGAGAUCGCACGGACAGUGAGAUCCAAAGGGCCAUUGAAAUCCUAGACAUCAAGAUCUUUGACCUUAACGACCUCCGCCAGAGCCUGGUUAAACUCAUCGACAAGUAAAAAGAAAAAAUGGAGAAAUGGAACAGACUGACAGGGUUGAAGUUGCCGUGGUGGAUGCAGCGAGGAGUAAACACAACAAAGAUGGAGUUGGUCCCUGUCCUCUAAAAGCACAAGAACCAUCUCAGCUGCAGGAAGGUUAAUCCGUAUCUGUGCUGCAGCAGUGGCUGCACUGUACUCAACUAUAUACUGUAGGUGUUGGCCUAAGCAGCGGCUAUUGCUUGUCCAAUCUAAUG
This is a messenger RNA of Scomber scombrus (Atlantic mackerel), 1157 nucleotides long. Its product is annotated as homer protein homolog 3-like. The record is from RefSeq and is a predicted model, not a curated record. Gene Ontology annotation, biological process: G protein-coupled glutamate receptor signaling pathway; regulation of store-operated calcium entry. The transcript has 9 exons. The coding region runs from base 1 to 924 and encodes 307 amino acids. Lineage: Eukaryota; Metazoa; Chordata; Actinopteri; Scombriformes; Scombridae. Gene Ontology annotation, molecular function: G protein-coupled glutamate receptor binding. Gene Ontology annotation, cellular component: cytoplasm; plasma membrane; postsynaptic density.